Molecule: messenger RNA, 413 nt
Organism: Cylicostephanus goldi
Lineage: Eukaryota; Metazoa; Nematoda; Chromadorea; Rhabditida; Strongylidae
Source: the annotation of a GenBank genome assembly
AUGGGAAAGAAAAUGCACGCGAAUGACACUUUCCGAAACCGACAGAGAACGACUUUCUGCAUCAUUUAUAUACUUCUAUUCCUUGCAUCUUUCAAAAGAGACAACGCGCUUCAAUCGCUCAUAAACCUAACAUUACAGCCUCAUAGCUAUGAAAACCCGUCGCAACUGAACUUUGCACCAUUUCAGGACCGUCACUCUUCCCCACGUCGCGUGUCGCAUCCGACGGAUGGCAUGACUUCGUUAUCAACUUCUUACACAGCAGCAUUAGCAGCAAAUACUAAUCCGGCACGACAUGAACGCUAUGCUGCUCAUAUCCCAGUGAACAAAGGCGACAACAGUGGUCGGCAAAGCACAGCCAGUCAAGACAGUCAACAAAGGUUGGUCAGAUUUACUCAACAAAUUUUUUUGUAACA